This is a messenger RNA of Daphnia pulex (common water flea), 1489 nucleotides long. Its product is annotated as START domain-containing protein 10-like. The transcript has 8 exons. The record is from RefSeq and is a predicted model, not a curated record. NCBI's taxonomy places the organism in Eukaryota, Metazoa, Arthropoda, Branchiopoda, Diplostraca, Daphniidae. Bases 442 to 1230 code for a protein of 262 amino acids. Gene Ontology annotation, molecular function: lipid binding.
UGUCUCAUCGGGUUUCAGUCCUCGUCACCUACACGACAGCUGACAAGACAACUUGUAGUUGAAAAACUGAAUUAAUUACCGUACAGAAGAAGAGUUAAUGUUUGGGGUUACGAAUGUAGAAGCAGUCCCUUAUUUGAAUUGAAAGUGCGUUUAUGAUGUAGUGCCGACAUUGGAUUUUUAAUUUUGAUAUCCAAGGCCAAACACGACGAAGAAGCCAUCCCUCUUUUAUCGUUUCAUGGAUAGGGGCUCAGCAGUCUUAUUGUUAGCUAGACCAGCAAAAGAAGUGUGGUAUACAGCUUACUCUUAAAAUAUCAUUGCAAUGUGCAAUUAAUCAGCCUAUGCACAACAUUGACUAUACCGAACCAAUACUGUGUGCAUUAAAAUCAUUCUUGAAAGCAUUUCAAGUCAGUGAGCACUGACUGCACUUAUAAUUCAAGCAAUAUGGAAGAGGGAAUGAUGCAAGUUGCAGCUGAUGAGGAUUUCGAGAAGCUUUGGCAAAUGGUCGCAGAUAACUCUUGGAAGCUAGAAUAUCAGCAUGAAGACAUUAAUGUAUGGAGCAAACAUUCAAGCAGCACAGAUUUAAAAAUGAUAAAAGUGAAAACAACUUUUACUGAUGUUGAUAUGUGGCUUUUAUUUGACCUCCUCAUGGAUGGGGAGUAUCGUUCACUCUGGGAUACUGCUAUGGUUGAGUCUUAUACUUUGGGUUUCUUAAAUCCCAACAAUGAUGUUGGUUAUUAUGCCAUGUCGUGCCCGCCGCCGAUUCAGAACCGCGAUUUCGUCCUUCAACGUUCGUGGUUAGCCACUCCCAAGAAAAUUUCUAUCCUAAAUCAUUCCAUUACGCACAAAGACCUUCCCCCCAAAAAAUAUUUCGUCAGAGGAAUAUCCUACAUAACAGGCUACGUAAUUGAACCUUUACCGGGGAAAUCCAAGGGCCUGACACUCGCAUAUGUGUCUGCAACUGAUCCCAGAGGAGCAAUUCCCACUUGGGCCGUCAAUAAAGGCACUCAAUAUUUUGCACCAAAGAUGAUGAAAACGUUGCACAAAGCAUGUCGGGGAUAUUUAGAAUGGAAACAGCUACAUAGUCCGGGUUUUAAGCCAUGGCUGUAUCCUGAACAGAUGGACUAUCCAAAACUACUAGUCGACCAAAACACCACUGUAAAUGGUGCUAACAAGAUUAUGUUGAACGACAAAGGGAACAAUCGAGACAGCAAAGAAAUGGCGUCAAUUUAAGUUAAGCAUUUCCCAAUAUCGCGCACAAGUAUGCUAGUUUUAAUUUAAUUUUGGUCCUAUCUCAAAGUUCCGUAUUUGCAUGCAUUGAUUAAUUUUAUAUGCAAAGAGCAGCAAUUGUGAACUACAUUUUAAUAUAACAGCCCACAGUUAUAUUGAUGAUGCAAAACUAAUCAAGUAACAACUGCAUUCCAAAUAUUUCUAAAAGAAUGUAGAUGAGGGGAAAAUACUUGCAACAAAUAGACAUUUGAAUUUGGGAAAA